This is a messenger RNA of Solanum tuberosum (potato), 2844 nucleotides long. RefSeq lists its product as uncharacterized. NCBI's taxonomy places the organism in Eukaryota, Viridiplantae, Streptophyta, Magnoliopsida, Solanales, Solanaceae. The record is from RefSeq and is a predicted model, not a curated record. The transcript has 2 exons. Bases 161 to 2362 code for a protein of 733 amino acids.
AUAAUAAUGCGUAUACGUAAACAAUGUUUACAUAUAAAAACAGUUUUUGUCCAAAUUGUGAAAAAAAAAAGAAGCCACCAAAAUAACAAAAUCUAGAUUUUUUCAUCAACCCCAUCAAAAUCGAAGUUCAGUUCUUUAUGAAUUUCAGCUAAGAUUCAAAAUGGGGAGUAAAUGGAGAAAAGCAAAGCUUGCAUUGGGUUUAAAUACAUGUCUUUAUAUUCCAAAAACACUUGAAGAUUCACCGGCGACGGCGUCGGCGUCGGCGUCGACGGUGACCGGAGGGAGAUUAUUCGAUGCUGUUUCAUUGUCUCCGACGACCCCAAAUAGAAAUUCCGACUGUCAUGUUGAUAUGCCCACCACACCCACCCCUUCAUCCUCUGGUCUUCGUAUGCCUAAACAUCAUAACUCCAAAUCUUCUAAGAGUACUUGUGCGAUAUGUUUGAUGUCGAUGAAACCAGGCCAAGGUCAUGCAAUCUUUACAGCAGAAUGCUCACAUUCAUUUCAUUUCAACUGUAUCACUUCAAAUGUAAAGCAUGGAAACCAAAUUUGUCCAGUUUGCAGAGCAAAAUGGAAAGAAAUACCCUUUCAGAGUCCUCUUACAGAUAUAUCACAGCCAAGGUCUCGGAACGGACAAGUACAUUGGCCUCAACAUGAUGCCUGGAUGACAGUUGUAAGACAGGUCCCUCCUGCACGAUUGGAUACCAAUCGCAAUAUUUCUAAUCUUUUUCAAACUGUGGAACCAAGUGUGUUUGAUGAUGAUGAAGUUGUUGAUCACCGACCCAUGGGCAGCCAGAAAAACUCGUCAACUGAUGCGACUAAUCAUCAUUCUAUGGGGGCUAUAGAAGUUAAAACAUGGCCGGAGAUCUCUGCAGUUACAAAAUCAGCAUCUCACAGCAAUUUUGCUGUUUUGGUGCAUCUCAAAGCCCCUCACGCUGUUGGCCUUCUAAACCAGAGUGGGAUGCCAGUUACAGGUCAGAAUUCCCGAGCUCCGGUUGAUCUUGUGACUGUUCUUGAUGUUAGUGGCAGCAUGGCUGGUACCAAACUUGCUUUGCUAAAGAGAGCAAUGGGGUUUGUGAUUCAAAAUUUAGGCCCUGCUGACAGGCUUUCUGUCAUUGCCUUCUCUUCUACUGCUCGUCGUCUCUUUCCUCUGCGUAGGAUGAGCGAUACUGGCAAGCAAGAAGCACUACAGGCCGUGAAUUCACUCAGCUCUAAUGGUGGGACAAACAUUGCCGAGGCCCUAAAGAAGAGUGCCAAGAUCAUGACUGAUCGCAAGUGGAAAAAUCCAGUUAGCAGCAUAAUACUGUUGUCUGAUGGACAAGACACGUAUACCAUUAACAGUCCUAGUGUAGCUGCUAUGCAGACAAAUUAUCGGUCAUUACUUCCUGCUUGCAUGCAGCGUAAUGCAGCUUCUUCAGGUCUCCAUAUUCCAGUCCACGCAUUUGGUUUUGGUGCUGACCACGAUGCAGUCUCAAUGCACUCAAUCUCUGAAACUUCAGGUGGAACAUUUUCCUUCAUAGAAGCUGAGAAUGUUAUUCAAGAUGCUUUUGCUCAGUGCAUAGGUGGCCUUUUAAGCGUGGUGGUUCAGGAAUUGCGUGUGGAAGUUGAAUGCGUUCACCCUGUUUUGCGUCUCAAUUCAAUAAAAGCUGGAAGUUACAAUGCUAGUUUAGCAUCUGAUAACAAAAGUGGCAAUAUUGAAGUUGGAGACUUAUAUGCAGAUGAAGAAAGAGAUUUCUUGGUCAUGUUAGAUAUUCCUGCUGAUAGAUCGAGCAACGAUAUGAUGACCCUUGUAAAAGUUAAGUGUACAUAUAAAGACCCGACACAAUCGGACAACUCAGAUUUAGUAACCUUGGAUCAUAUUGAUGAUGUCAAAAUUGAGAGGCCCGACACAAUCGGACAACUUAUUGUGUCAAUGGAAGUUGACAAGCAGCGUAACCGGCUUCAAUCAGCAGAAGCUAUGGCUGAAGCAAGAUCUGCAGCUGAAAAUGGUGAUUUAGCAGCUGCAGUAUCUGUUCUUGAGCGUUGUCGGAAAAAAUUGUCAGAAACAGUGUCUGCUAAAGCUGGAGACAGGCUAUGUCUUGCACUAGAUGCUGAGCUGAAGGAAAUGCAAGAGAGGAUGGCAAAUCGUCGUGUUUAUGAAACAUCUGGUAGAGCUUACGUUCUGUCAGGACUAAGUUCACAUUCAUGGCAGAGAGCAACAGCUCGCGGUGAUUCUACUGAUAGUACAAGCCUCAUUCAGGCUUACCAGACACCAUCCAUGAUGGACAUGGUUAGCCGAUCACAGACAAUGUACCUCGGUAGUCCAGCUCCUCGACCACCUCUAAGGCCACUACGAUCAUUUCCUGCACGACAACAGCCUAGGUGAUCCUCAACACACCUUUUCUUCCUUCAACUUCCAAGAAUUGGUUAUGUCAAGACUGAUCUCCUGUUUCGAUUUUCGGGUUUUGGGAAAUCAUGGGCUAAAGGGGGGGUAUAUUUCUAGUAAAAUGUACAUUAAUAAAGAAGAUUUUGGCAAGAAUUGAGUGUAAAACAAAAGACAAAUAGCUAGUAAAUUGGCUUCAAGAGGAAUUGAGUGACCUAGAGCUGAGGCUCUAUCGGAAACAGUCUCUCUACCUUCCAAGGUAGAGGUAAGGUCUCCGUACACUCUAUCCUCCCCAGACUCCACUUGUGGGAUUAUACUGGGUAUGUUGUUAUUGACUAUUAUGGGUGUAUAAAGGAUUAAUCCUGUGUUCUCUUUUGGUGAGGUUUGGGGCAUAGUCCAUUGUAAUUGUGGGUUUACAAAGGGGGGUGUUUCUUGAAUUUAUAUAUGAAAAAAAAAACUCUUCACUAUUCUAUGUGAAGCUCAAA